Messenger RNA from Diceros bicornis minor, 2049 nucleotides. It is a transcript of the gene NEURL1B, whose product is annotated as neuralized E3 ubiquitin protein ligase 1B. Gene Ontology annotation, molecular function: ubiquitin protein ligase activity. The record is from RefSeq and is a predicted model, not a curated record. Gene Ontology annotation, cellular component: early endosome. Bases 127 to 1794 code for a protein of 555 amino acids. NCBI's taxonomy places the organism in Eukaryota, Metazoa, Chordata, Mammalia, Perissodactyla, Rhinocerotidae. Gene Ontology annotation, biological process: ubiquitin-dependent endocytosis. The transcript has 5 exons.
CGCCGGCUCGCCUGUGCAGCCGCGAUGCCCCGGAGCCCGACCCGGGCCCGGGUCCCCAGCCCACCGCGUAAUUAGCUUCCGUGCGCCCCGAGCGCGCCGCCGCCAGCGUCGCGCCCCGACGCAGCGAUGGGCAACACCGUGCACAGGACCCUGCCAGACUCGGGCCCGCCCGCGCGCCUCCUGGCCACCCGGCCGUGCUGCGGUCCCGGCCCGGAGCGGCGCCCGGUGCUGGGCGAAGCGCCGCGCUUCCAUGCGCAGGCCAAGGGCAAGAACGUGCGGCUGGACGGCCACUCGCGCCGGGCCACGCGGCGCAACAGCUUCUGCAACGGCGUCACCUUCACGCAGCGGCCCAUCCGGCUGUACGAGCAGGUGCGGCUGCGCCUGGUGGCCGUGCGCCCCGGCUGGAGCGGCGCGCUGCGCUUCGGCUUCACGGCGCACGACCCGUCGCUCAUGAGCGCCCAGGACAUCCCCAAGUACGCCUGCCCCGACCUCGUCACGCGACCCGGCUACUGGGCCAAGGCGCUGCCCGAGAACCUGGCGCUGCGCGACACCGUGCUGGCCUACUGGGCGGACCGCCACGGCCGCGUCUUCUACAGCGUCAACGACGGCGAGCCCGUGCUCUUCCACUGCGGCGUGGCCGUGGGCGGCCCGCUCUGGGCGCUCAUCGACGUCUACGGCAUCACCGACGAGGUGCAGCUGCUCGAGAGCGCCUUCGCCGACACGCUGCCGCCCACGCGCCUCAGCCAGGCCCGCUUCAGCGCCUGCCUGCCGCCUAGCAGCCACGACGCGGCCAACUUCGACAACAACGAGCUCGAGAACAACCAGGUGGUGGCCAAGCUGGGCCACCUGGCGCUGGGCCGCGCGCCCGGCCCGCCGCCCGCCGACGCCGCGGCCGCCGCCGUCCCGUGCGGGCCCCGCGAGCGCCCGCGGCCCGCGUCGUCGCCGGCGCUGCUCGAGGCCGACCUGCGCUUCCACGCGACGCGCGGGCCCGACGUGAGCCUGUCGGCCGACCGCAAGGUGGCCUGCGCGCCGCGGCCCGACGGCGGCCGCACGCUCGUCUUCUCCGAGCGCCCGCUGCGGCCCGGCGAGAGCCUCUUCGUGGAGGUGGGCCGCCCGGGGCUGGCGGCGCCCGGCGCGCUGGCCUUCGGCAUCACAUCCUGCGACCCCGGCGGCCUCCGGCCCGCCGAGCUGCCGACCGACCCCGACGCGCUGCUCGACCGCAAGGAGUACUGGGUGGUGGCGCGCGCCGGACCCGUGCCGAGCGGCGGCGACGCGCUCAGCUUCACGCUGCAGCCCGGCGGCGACGUGCUCCUGGGCGUCAACGGGCGCCCGCGCGGCCGCCUCCUGUGCGUCGACACCACGCAGGCGCUCUGGGCCUUCUUCGCCGUGCGCGGCGGCGCCGCGGGCCAGCUGCGCCUCCUCGGCACCCUGCAGUCUAGCCCUGCAACCACGUCUCCAUCAGGGUCCCUCAGUGGCUCCCAGGAUGACAGUGAUUCUGACAUGGCCUUCAGUGUCAACCAGUCCUCCUCGGCGUCUGAGUCAUCCCUGGUGACGGCCCCCAGCUCCCCGCUGAGUCCCCCGGUGUCCCCUGUGUUCUCCCCGCCGGAGCCGGCGGGCAGCAAGAACGGCGAGUGCACGGUGUGCUUCGAUGGUGAAGUGGACACAGUCAUCUACACGUGUGGACAUAUGUGCCUGUGCCACAGCUGUGGCCUGCGGCUCAAGAGGCAGGCCCGGGCCUGCUGCCCCAUCUGCCGGCGGCCCAUCAAGGACGUCAUUAAGAUCUACAGGCCGUAGCCUGGCCCACCGACGGGCCUUGGCCAGAGCAAGGUCACCUUUCUGAAGCCCCCUUGGCCGGGCAACCACCGUGGCCACCAGGGAGUCCAAGGGCAGCGGCCAUCUCGUCUGCCACUCUCCAAUGGUGGGCAAGGCGUGACACUCGUGGAGAUGAGGCCCCAGGGGUCUGAGCCCAGGCGAGGGCUGCUUCUGGCUCGAAAGUGCUUUGCCCCCAAAAAGGCCGCCCCAGAGCAAGCUCAGGAACUGCCCGGCAGA